This is a messenger RNA of Musca domestica (house fly), 5072 nucleotides long. It is a transcript of the gene RhoGAP54D, whose product is annotated as serine-rich adhesin for platelets. The transcript is spliced from 8 exons. Gene Ontology annotation, molecular function: GTPase activator activity. Gene Ontology annotation, cellular component: cytoplasm. The coding region runs from base 611 to 4546 and encodes 1311 amino acids. Gene Ontology annotation, biological process: signal transduction; regulation of small GTPase mediated signal transduction. Lineage: Eukaryota; Metazoa; Arthropoda; Insecta; Diptera; Muscidae. The record is from RefSeq and is a predicted model, not a curated record.
GUUGUUUUUAUGCAACCACACAUCCUUUAACCUAACCUAACCUAACAACAUCUUAUUGUCAAUAUUUGUGUUUAUAAAUCCAUUGUACAUACACAAAUCAGAGAUGGGAACAUGUUUUUAUGUCGUGAAAUGUGACAACGUAAAUUACAGAAAAUGCACCUUACCUUCUUAAUUUUACCAUGAUAACUCCCUUUGCGAUAAUACAAUGCGUUACGUUACUACUAAUUGGGAAAUAUAUCGACACACGAACGUGAAGUAAAAAAGUUGGCAACGUAUGAGUACGUGAAUGGUUGGCAACUCUAUGAUGCAGGUAUUUUUAAACUCGGGCGGUUUAGUUUACAAGGAAACAUAUAUUGACUUAUGAAAAUAAGGAGUUCGGACUUUGAUUCUCGCUUAAAUUCGGGAAUUAUUGGAAAUACAUUCAAGAAAUUCCACAUACGAUAAAAACGAAAACAAAAUGUCAUCUAGUGCCCUCUUAAAAUAGUUUAAAAAUAAAGGCUUCCUGCUAAGAAUGACAUUAGCAUUUGUUGUUGUUGGUGCCGUCGUCUAAGAAAACAUUAAAGAAGCCCAACUCAAUUUGCAAGGAAUCACGGAGUCGCACACACACGAAAUGGAAUCAAUUGAUACAUUAAAUUUCUCGGAGCUAAGAGAUGCCGAAAUUGUCGCCCGCAUGCGUAGGUGCAAUUAUGAAAAAUUCAAAAGUUUGGUGCGCAUGCAUUUGUCGUUUGAAUUGGAUCUAAACACAGAUGAAUUUGAUUUGCCCUGUCACGAAAUUGUCUAUGAAGAUAAAGGUAAAGUUCGAAAAUGGAAUCCUAUGAGCAAGAAGCAUAAACAUGGUGCUGUUGUUGCUGCCCUGGCAUCGGGUUCAACAGGUUGUGCCUCGGCUGUUGGCAUUAAAGGUUCGAAUGGCACGGCUCACAAUGCAAAUUGCGGUGGCAGUCCAACAGAAAAUCUACGGCAACAUGUUGAUCCUGGAUUUCUGUUUCAUUUACAAGAGUUAAAGGAUUUCCUAAUGUCGGAGAAGAGCAUUCAACAAGAAGGAAUUUUCCGAAAAACUGGUUCAAGUUCUAGACAAAAUGAAUUGCGACAACAAAUACAAAAUGAUAAGCCUCUCGAUUUGGAGGCAAGUGGCUAUUCAGCUCAUGAUUGUGCAACAGUUUUCAAGGGAUAUUUGGCCGAACUGGCCGAGCCACUUCUUACGGAUGCUCAUUAUCCUGCUCACUUACAAAUCGCCCCAUUAUGUUUGGGUCUUAAUCUGCAAAUGGAUAACUCAAACUCGGAUACAAAUGAGGAAAAAAUUAAAAAAGAAAUUCAUGUUUUGCAUUCGAUUCAAUUGUUACUAUUACUAUUGCCUGAUGAAAAUCGGCAAUUGCUGCAACACAUCACAGAUAUCCUACAUGCGGUGGCUUUAAAACAAGACAUCAAUAAAAUGGGUCCCGAUAAUUUGGCCACAUUGUUUGCACCACAUUUAAUAUGCCCUCGAAAUUUACCGCCGGAAGCCCUACACUAUUUAGCUAGAAAAAUGUCAAGUAUUAUCUCGUAUAUGAUCAUUAGAGCUCAUGAUAUAUUUGCCGUUCCUGCUAAAUUGGCAACAGACAUACGAGCCUAUUUCCUGGAGAGAAAACGUAAGAAAACAAUGUCACCAGAAAUGACACUGGAUGAAUCCAUAUCGGAUGUAUCAACUGUAAAUACGGUUUACACCUUCGUUGAUCGUGAAAAGACUGCAGCAGCGCAUACCACAAAUACCACAGAUACUGAGCUGGCACAAUUGUAUGCUCAUAUACAAUCAAUGCCGGAAUCGUCAAAGAAACGUCGAUUGAUAAAACAAUUUAAUAAGCAGAAUGGUCAAGGUACUCCAUUACAAUUACAGGCCAUGAACCGUUUGAAAACUACCGACAAUUCUCGUAGUAGUUCAAAAUCUUUGAGCGAUUCGAUUAAAAAACACAUUUUCAAUAAGGGUUUGAUAUCGAGGACACCGAAACGACAACCACCCGUGCCCAGUGUGGUUCUGGAGACCCCAAAUAGUUCCAGCAUGAAGUAUCACAAACAGAGAGUUCUCUUCCAAAGUCCCAAUCCCUCGGUGAUCAGUGCUGCAUCAUCAUCAACAUCCUCUAUAAUAUCAUCAUCAACUACAACAUCCACGUCUUCAUGGUCCAUGACUAAUUCCACAAAUUCUGUUAAUCUCACUCCAUACAUUAUCAAAUCACAUCCUUUACAAAAAUCCAUUUCCUCAUCUUCAUUACUAAUGAGUCAACCACAACAACAACACUUGCAUCAUUACCAAAUAACCGCUGAAGAUCAAGAGUCCAACUCUUCGUCUUCAUGUUCAAAUCCAUCGGCAUGCGGCAGUACUACGAAUACUAAUUCAUUGCUCAACACAAAUAGUAGUGAUGGUUUCGUGCACAAAACUAAAUCCGUGUCGGCUCCAGUGAGUCGUCAAACAUCUUCCGAUUUACAAUAUCAUGCUAAUACUUCCAUAACCUCUACCACAUCCUCACUGUCAUCUGGUGUAUCUGGUAAUCCUAUGGAUCCAACUUGUUGUGUUACUCCCUUAAAAUUAAUAUCGGAAGCAGCUAAACAUUUAAUUGCCGGGGCUGAUAAAAAGUCUGUGGCCUGGGAUGACUCCCAUUUAAUUGACAUUGAACGUAUCUCGAAUCCUUCCACACCGAUACAACAGACCCCUUCUAAUGAUCUAAAAUCUCGUUACAAGUCAGAACCAAAUCUAAGUCUAUCGCAUAAUAUUUGUGAGACUCCCAGCUCAUCGACAUCCAUUGCCCAUGAUAUGAUAACACCCAUUACCAAGCUAAUGCCAGGAACCUAUAUCAAACGCAAGCUAAUGAAAGGUGUUAGUAUGGGCAAUUUGAAAUUUCCCUUUAGUACCCCAGAGUCGACCAAGCGUUUGGUACGCACUGUAUCUUCUUCGCUGAAGAGACGUUCAAGUGAUGACUCACAAAUAUUUCAACAAAUUGAGGGCAGCUUUGCCUCGGCUAGUCGGGCAGAUAACGCCCCGCUAUUACAGGAUAUGGAUGAUGAAGAUUUGGACGAUGAUACAUUUGAGGAUGAUCCGGCCGAUGAUUGCGGUGCAGCUAGUAGUGAUACAGAGAAUGGCCAUCAUCCCGCCAUAGUUGGUAGUAAUGAAUAUUCACAUGGAGCGGGCAGUAGUUCCUCCGAAUUGCCCAAUUUCACGGGUGGUUCUGCAACUUAUCAACAGCUUUUGUUGCAGCAAAGUGGUAUUUAUCGUAAUUUGGAUUUGAUUACAAGCACACCAUCACUGCUAUUGGGUCGUAGAUCAAUGUCGCCCAUUACAAAAUCAACACAACGCAUGCCCAAAGCAAUGCAGGAAUCGAUUAUGACACCACGCUCCCGAAAACCAGUAAUGGUACUGACCACAACCACCAGUUCCACCGAUCAAAAUCAAACCAUAAAUCAGACUGUUGAUAUGCUGGGUUGUCACGAAGAAGAUCUAGAAGAUGAUGAUGCUGACGAGGAUGAGGACCAUGGCGACGAUGAUGAUGAAGAUGUCGGUUUGGAAGAAGAAGACGAACAUUUGGAUGGGGAUCACAUAGAUGAUGAUUCAAUUUUAUGCGGUGUUGCAACCAAAACAAAACCCCUGGAUGUAGACAGUAAUCCACCACAUCCGGAAGUAAUCAAUGAAGAUGCAACUUCUUUGGGUGGUUAUUCGGACAUAUUGAAAAGGCAACAGUUACUACAGGCCAAUCAUAGUUUUGUCAUGCAACACAAAAACGCUUGUGUUCAAGAAUUUCACUCAGAGGAAUCAUCGUCGGCAUCACCAUCGAAUAGUUGUAAAUCUAAACAACGUAAGGAUUACCAACAACAACAACAACUGGAACAACAGGCAGCAGAUGUUUUGAGUACACAUUUUAAAGAGUACUUGUUAACACGCAGUGUUUUAACAGCCCCGCCAGAAGAUACAUCAUUUACUAGUCAGUCAGAUGAUUUCGAAAGUUCCCGUGAACUCGACGAUAUUGAUGAGAAUCGUUUAAGUUCCAGUUUACUGUAUUGCUUGGAUGGUAAUCGCCCUGAAUGUGAUGAACAUGCAGACGAUGACAAUGAUGAGACGACAACGGAAACAAACGAUAAUGUUGAAAUCGAACACAACACAAAUGAUGCAAUUAGUCUUGACAACAAUGAUCAGAGAAUCAAAGAAGAUUGUAAUUUAAGAGCGGGAAUGUUAUGUAAAAAGCAAGAAGAAAGUGAUACUGAUAGCAGCAAUAUCACACAUCUACCAUUAGGUGGCAAUCGCCUGGCAAACAAUCCCUUCGUUAUACUUAACAAUGCACGUAAACGUGCUGCAACCAAUGAUAUUGAAAAAAUGUCUUCAAUACUGUUUAACAGUCAACAACGGGAACAAGAAACCAACAGCUCGAGCUAUCAAAGUUUCAAAGCAUCAUCCUCAUCAGAUCAGACAAAUAAGAAGUUGCUCAACAAGUUCAAAGCGAAUAAAGAAAACUGUGAGCAGAAUGACAAUUAUGUGACCAAUAAAAAGUUAAUUAUAAGUGAAUAUCCAGGCGAGACUUCCUUCUAAGAAUACAUAUAAGUUUUAGGCCUUGCCAUACAAUAUGAACGUAUGUAGGUGGGAGUAACCGUUGUACGGUUACAAAAUUUAUAAAUAAUUUUCAGUUCAUUUGUUUAUUGAUUACUAUUGCUAUUUGGUAAUACUAAGUUCUUCCUUUCUUUCUAAACGACGAUUUAGUUUUUAAAUACAAAAAAAAAAAAAAAAAUGUUUUCUAUAUUUUUUCAAAUAUUCAUGAACAGAUUUUCUGAGCUCUUAGCUUAAUUUGUGUUUAGAACGUUUUACGUUCCUCAAAAUUGUAAUUAUGUUUCCCCACUGCUUCCUUGGAGCAGCUUUUAUAACGAAAUGAAUUCAACUUUAUACAAAAAAAAAAAAAAUAUUAUUUUGUGAAAAUAAUUGCAAUUAUAGCCUCUCAUUAUUUAAGUUUAUAAAUUAUUAAAACAAUCAUUUAUACACACAAACAUUUCCAUUAACAAUUAAUAAUCACUGUUAAUUAAGAUAUACCAAAAAGCAAAAAUAUACGAGUUAUGAGUAAAAA